This is a messenger RNA of Oldenlandia corymbosa var. corymbosa, 5663 nucleotides long. Lineage: Eukaryota; Viridiplantae; Streptophyta; Magnoliopsida; Gentianales; Rubiaceae. The record is from the annotation of a GenBank genome assembly.
GCCUUAAGUCCCUACCCCUUGAAAGAGAAUACAGAAUAUCCACCAAAAGAGUCCAUUGUCCAGUUCCACCCCCAACCCCUCGUCAUCAUCAUCAGCCAUGGAUGGAGGCCCCUCAGAUUCUCUUUCCAACACCACCUAUACAGCAACACACAGUCACACACUCGAACCAUUGUAAAAUUGCUGUAAUAAAAACUUGUGAUUUUCUUAUUAAUAAUCAAAUUGGGUACAAAUACAAUACAUCAAAUUCUUCCUGCCAAAUUUACACCCAAAAAAAAUUCUUCCUUUAUACAAAGAAGAAAGUCCACCUUCUCUACCUAUUAUGUAUAUUUAUAUAAAGCUUUAAUCCACCAGCCAAAAAAGCAUCCAUGUCUGCUGCCUCUUCUUCCUCUUCUCUCUCUAUAAAUCAUUUACCUCGUUUUUCUCCUUCGCCUUCUCCUUCUCCUUCUCCUUCUCCUUCUUGUCUGUGUACAACAUCAUCAUCGUCAUCAUCAUUAACUACUUCAACCACUUGUUUAGCUUUGAGGAACCCACCAAAUUUUGCUAAAGUUUGUUGCUUUUCUACUUCAAGAAGAGAGUCCCUUGCUUUAGUUUGGAUAAAGGGUCAAUCUUUGCAGUGUGGAAGAACUAAAAGGCUUAUGAGUCCUUCAGAACUAAAAGGGCCCCUAAUUGCAGCAGCUGCAGCUAAAAACGAGACCAGCAUGACCAUUACGGAGGAUUACAUAGAGGAGGAAGAAGAGGAGAAUCCUCCUCCUCUGCUUGAAUCUGAGAUGCAAUCCCGGCCCAGGCGUAUUGCUCUCUUUGUUGAGCCUUCUCCUUUUUCGUGAGUCCCUUUUGAGCUUUUGUCUGUUUAAUUCUUGAAUUUGUUUGUAAUUCUGCUUCUGUCCAGUUUCAGCAUUAAUUGAUGUGAAGUUUUGACCAGUUUUGAUCACAUGGUUGACUUUGAUGGGAAUGAUGAAGUUGGCAAUUCUUGCACCUCAGGGUGCUUUAUUUUGAUAUUUGCUUAGUCCCGUGUUUUUUUACUGUAAGAAAAUUGAUGGAUCGUCUCAAUGUAGAUAAUUGAGGGAUAUUCGAUCCCUUGUUGAACAAUGCUAUGGAAGAUCUUCGUGAGCUACCAAUGAUUCCUGCUGGUAUUUUGAUCCUGGGACUUUUCCAUUUUUCAUUUACUUAAUUUUACACCUGAAACACUGAUGAAGGAUUAUAGGCUAUAAGCUAUUCCCACUGGUAAACUUGGCUCUUGUAUGAUGAACUGAAUUAAACCAUCCAAGCAUUGCCAGGUGUUACUAUUUGAACCUUUUUCUAGGCUCUGGAACCCUUCAAUAAUGCAAUGUCAUUGGUCGAGGAUUUGAUGGCUUGCCUACCUCUUAUUUGUGUCCAUUUUUGUUGGUUUUCUACUUUACCGGCAGGGUUAGAUGAUAAGAGUGUCGCCGUGGUGUUUCUCGCAUUAUUUAAUUUGUAACUGAUUUAAUGAGAAGGGGUGCAAUUUUUGUACUUCAAUUUGUCGGUGCGCCUUUGAUGUUAGAUAUUUCUCAACUUCAUGGUCUAUGAGAGGGCGAUUUUGACUUCUCCACUUCGUUUUUGUGGUUCCCUGUUUAAGUCACAUGUAUUAAUGUAGAAUAAGAUACCAAAGCUUAUUGUUUUUCCUGUUUCAUGUAUAAAACAGCUUGGUGAUGACUGUCUUUCCUAUUUCUCAUGCAGCUAUGUUUCUGGAUAUAAAAAUCGGUUCCAGAAUUUCAUCAAAUAUCUACGUGAAAUGGGUGAUGAGGUAUGUCUGGUUGUCUGUAACACCUUUUUUUUUUCCCACGGGACCUCUUGUUUCCUGCUGCUUCUAUUAUGUGACAUGGCCUAUUGAACUACGUAGAAACCUAUGUAUAAGCUAGUUACUAUAAGCCUAAAUAACUGCUUGGAAGGUAAUGGUAGUCACAACACAUGAAGGAGUUCCCCAAGAAUUUUAUGGAGCGAAAUUGGUUGGAUCAAGAAGGUAGUGAUUGUCUGUGUUUUGCAUAUUAUCUAUAUUUCUUCUUAUUUUCUUUUCCUGGUAUCUUAAGUACCUUACUGCAUAAUUACUUAAUGUAUAUCUGUUGCCAGACCUUUAGAUCAAUGGUUCUGAUAAGUUGCUUUGUGCUGUAUUUUGUGAUGUUUUCACACAGCUUUCCAUGUCCGUGGUAUCAGAAAGUGCCCCUUUCUCUUGCUCUUAGCCCUAGAAUAAUUUCUGAGGUCGCCAACUUCAAGCCAGACAUUAUCCAUGCAUCAUCCCCUGGUGUGAUGGUUUUUGGUGCUCUCGUCAUCGCAAAACUACUAUGUGUUCCCCUUGUCAUGUCUUAUCACACUCAUGUUCCAGUGUAUAUACCUAGAUACACCUUUAGUUGGCUGGUGAAGCCUAUGUGGCUAAUUAUAAAAUUUCUUCAUAGAGCGGCUGAUCUCACUUUGGUACCAUCAGCUGCCAUAGGAAAGGAUUUAGAAGCUGCUAGAGUGACUGCAGCCAAUAGAAUUCGUCUCUGGAAUAAGGGUGUUGACUCUGAGAGCUUUCAUCCAAGGUUCCGUUCUGAAGAGAUGAGAUAUAAAUUGAGUGGCGGAGAACCUGACAAGCCAUUGAUAGUUCAUGUUGGUCGGCUUGGAUAUGAGAAGAGCUUGGAUUUCCUCAAAAGGAUGAUGGACAAUCUUCCAGAAGCUCGAAUAGCUUUUAUUGGAGAUGGGCCUUACAGAGAGGAGCUGGAGAGCAUGUUUGCUGGCAUGCCUGCCGUGUUCACGGGCAUGUUGCAUGGGGAGGACCUUUCUCAGGCUUACGCCAGCGGAGAUGUUUUUGUCAUGCCUUCGGAAUCAGAGACGCUUGGAUUGGUUGUUUUGGAGGCCAUGUCAUCAGGUAUUCCUGUGGUGGCUGCUCGUGCAGGAGGAAUCCCUGAUAUAAUCCCUGAUGAUCAGCAGGGUAGGAUCGGCUAUCUUUACAAUCCCGGAGACAUGGAGGACUGUUUAAGCAAACUAAAGCCCCUGUUGCAUGACCGGGAGUUGAGAGAAACUAUGGGCCAAGCAGCGCGGCUUGAGAUGGAGAAGUAUGAUUGGAGGGCAGCCACUCGGAAAAUACGCAACGAGCAGUACAAUGCAGCCAUCUGGUUCUGGAGGAAGAAGAGAGCACAGUUGCUGAGGCCGUUUCAGUGGCUAUUUAAGCGUAUAUUUCAAACACAAGGUGAAAUCACCUACAGGUGAAAGCUGCUCAUGCUCUAUACUUCAAGUUGCAAAUACGGUAAUUCUUGGAAAGCAGAAAGAAGGCAUUCACUGGAUAUAUUGAAAGGGUGGAUCGCUUAGUUGCAGCAUUGUAUCGAUAUGUACAACAUUUACUGCAAAUAUUGGUGGUCUGUAAUGCUGUCAUUGAUUGGGUUGUGAUUGGAUUUUAGAUAUAAUGCAAGUGUAAUAAUAUUUGGAAAAUGAAUUUGCUCUAGCAUUUUCAAGAACUCUGCAUGUCUCCCUCCUUUCGUUUCCCCCUUGUUCAAAACUUGCAGUGAUGCAUCCCUAAUGAGUAAUAGAAUCUACCCUGAUUAGCAUUGCCAUAAGAGUUUCGGAUCGCCCUGAAUAAAAUCGACUAUUCCUCCCUCUCUACCUUUCGAUCUUGCAUGAAAUUGAUUCAUAUAAAGUGCAAACUCGGCAAAAUUAAGCAACGUAAAACAGCAAAAUGCAUUAAGGAUGCAAGAAAAAACAUCUGAAAGUCUUCUUCACUCAUAAACAACCCAUAAUCACUAACCAAUCUAGUAAAAUCCCAUAUAAUUAUGGAUCAAUUCAAUAUACAGAUCACACCAUCCUGCAUUUUCCCUCCUCUGGGCAUUUUCUUUAGCCUUCACUUUGGCGACCCCAAAGCCCAUAGGAUUAACUUCAUAAGACUUGAUGUUUGAACUUUUCCAAAUCACCAAUGAUGGCGCAGAAGCAAUUGCUUCAGAUUAUCAUGAAUUUUCCAUUUUUGCGUCAUUUGGGCUUUUUGAGAUUCAUUUCAUGAUGAAACAUACUGCAUGAAUUCCAUAUCCUUUUCCAGGGCAGCCAUCGUCUCCGGUGCUAAGACAACUUCAAGAUCGACGCUCCCAUUUCCUUCACUCCCCGGAAAUGCAGAAAUCUUGCCGUCGAAUUUAUUGGCCCGGCCACUCCUCACCGCAACCGGUCGGCCCCACCCGAAAUCAUUGUCGUACAUCGGAAACCUCGGAGAGCUUCCCAUAGUGAUCAUCGCUCCGUCAAAGUUUCCCAACGGGAACAGCCUCGGGUUACUCUCCCAAUCCUUGAUUCCCCGGCGAACCGUGGCGUCAUCGUGGGCCACCACAUUCCGGUGUAGCCGAUAUGCGCCCCACCUCAGAUCGUUCGACAGCAGCUCUCCGGCAGAAGCGACGGUCGGAAUGCUUUGUAUCGCGUUCCCGAAGUAUAGCGGGUGGAGCCUCGGGUCGACCCGGUGCCUGCAGUUCACCGCCAUCCUGAACGUCGUCGUUUUGUUCUGUUCCAAGUUCCUGGCGCGCGUCACUGAUCUCCACAGCUGCGCGCUGAGCGAUUGAAACGAUGAGAUCUCGUCCGUCGGUUUCUUCUCCGACCGGAAUUCGGUCACCGGCGCUAUCUUUCCGUUGGGUUUCCCGUUGGCCGCCGCCCAAUUGUCGUUACGUAUUUUCCCGCUAAUCUCUGGCUGCUUAUCGUUGGCCCUUAGCUUGAGCUUCAAAAUGGAUUCCCGGCUGAAAUGGAAGAUCUUCUCACGCAGCGGCUCAUCGCCUGAAAAAGUCGCCGACGGACCUCCGGCUGGAAAUUGAAGAACCGCCGGAGAAUUGAAGACUGUAUCGCGGGAAAAGUCAGGGGACUUGGAGAUCUUCUUAGGCCCUUUCAAUUUACAAACUUCAGCAAAUGUAUUAAAGAAGUUCCAGAAAGAUGUGCCAUCCACCACCGCGUGGUUGACGGUGCAUCCGAUGAAAACUCCGUCGCGGAGCUCCGUCACCUGUACCGCCACAAUAGGCUUAGAAUGGCCAGCAUAACUAAGGGUGUUGUCGAACUGAAAGAAUUUCCGGAAGUAGGCUGGGAUAUCAUCAUCAGCACCUUGAUCAUCGGAAUGCGCAGUGACGAUAUCGGAUUUUGCAUGAACGAACAGAACGCCGGCAUCGUUACAGAGGAUGUGGACGUGGCCAUCGGAAUCAGUUUGGAGCCGGCCGGCGAGGGCAGGGAAGUGGGAGAGAGUUUUGGAGAGGGAAUUCUUGAGGAGAUAAAUGAGAGCGGCGGAUUCAAAGGGAGGCUGGGAAAGCAGAACACCUUUCUGGAUAUACUGACAGGAAAGCAUGGGAAGAUCAGAAACAGAGAGCUUUAAAGACUUUAAGUUGGAUUUGGAUUCUGGAUAAACUGUGAAUUUGGAAACAACAUGAAUUGAAGGUGAUGAUGAUGAUGAUGAAGAAGAAGAAGGCAUCGUAGUAUAAUUGUAUCUUCUUCACGGAAAUUAAUGUGGUAGAGUAUGGGGUUCAGAAAUCAAGAGUACGCAGGUAAUAAAAAGGUUUUAGGAAGGUGGAGAACAUCAGGGAAAAGAGGAUAUCUAUUUAUAGAUUCGAUUGAUUCAACGCACUCAGGUAUGGGUUCAUGCACUUUGGAAAAUCUGGUAGUUAGAUGUUUGCCUGAAUAUCAUUUUAAUAUUGUCAUCCAACUUGUUUCUUUUUUUCUUUUUU